AUGGAAACAAUGGAUCCCUUCCUUUAUAAAGAGCUUAAAAAUUGCGAUGCGAAGCGAUGUUGGGCAUUGGUAAAAAAUGUCAUUGGUGUCCAGUUACUUGAUGAUGAUGUUAUUAUGAUACCUUUCCUUCCGGAGGGAAAAUUUUACGAUCUGGGGCGUGUCAUAGUGAAAGAGGAAAGAUCUCCAAUGCAGAAAUUGGCGCGGAUCCCACCAGGGGCUCUAGCCAUUGGAAAGCUUACCGAUUUCGUUAAGGACGAAGUUAUUCAUGGUGCCUUCAACAGACUAAGUGAAAUGCAGAAAGUCGAAACAGCACACAAUCCACGUUACGUGUUCGAAGAGUCCGAUAUGAAACACGGUGUCAAAAAAACAGUUCGAGUGGAAAUACUUGGUACUGAUCAUUACGCAUUGUGGAGCCUACCAGAGAACAACAGUUUGGUGGUAGAUUUUGAUAACAGAGGAUUUCCGUAUGUGAAGAAAUUUUACCUUCUAUACGAUGUGUUUUAUGCCCGACAAAUCAAUGUGUAUGUUCGGAUAAAUGAUGAAGUGGAUGAGUUUUGCAUUAGAGAGAGAACCCCAAUUGGAUUCCGUCUGAAGCGAUAUAAGAUCCAAUCAAAUGGCUUGAUAGGUCCUACGAAGGAUAUUUCCAACAAAAAAUGGAACGUCCACUGGAUCAAGAACACCAUGUUUAGAAAUCCCAUGGACGCCCUUCCAAAUGUUCCGAACAGCGGCCGCAGUCGGUGACCAUUUUCCUGUUUCUUGUUCCUUGGAUCCAAACUGGUCUCGAGAAAGAUGCUUUAUAUCUCCAAUAUAUGGAAUCUUCAUUUUAUUUACUGACCCAUUAUCAUUGUGAAAUUGCACUUAUUAUUCAGAAAAAUAAAUUAGUAAAGAUUUU
This is a messenger RNA of Saccostrea echinata, 892 nucleotides long. RefSeq lists its product as uncharacterized. The record is from RefSeq and is a predicted model, not a curated record. NCBI's taxonomy places the organism in Eukaryota, Metazoa, Mollusca, Bivalvia, Ostreida, Ostreidae. The coding region runs from base 1 to 741 and encodes 246 amino acids. The transcript has 4 exons.